AUGAAAAAGAAGAAAAGCUGGAGAAAUUUGUUUGCUUAUAUGGGACCUGGAUUUCUUGUUUCUAUUGCAUAUAUAGAUCCUGGCAAUUUUGAAACGGACCUACAGUCAGGAGCACAGUACAAAUAUGAGUUACUUUGGAUUAUUUUAGUGGCUUCUGUCGCUGCUCUCAUCAUUCAAUCUCUUGCAGCAAACUUAGGUGUUGUCACUGGAAAACAUUUAGCAGAGCAUUGUAGAAUUGAAUAUCCAAAAGUGCCGAAUUUCAUCUUGUGGGUUCUGGCUGAAAUUGCCAUAGUUGCAUGUGACAUUCCUGAAGUGAUUGGAACAGCCUUUGCUUUAAACAUGCUCUUCAAAGUUCCAGUAUGGUGUGGUGUUCUUCUGACAGGACUGAGUACAUUGAUUUUACUAGCAUUACAGCAAUAUGGGGUGAGGAAACUUGAAUUCUUGAUUGCAUUUCUGGUAUUUACUAUUGCGGCAUGUUUUUUUGCGGAGCUUGGAUAUGCUAAGCCCAAUACUUCAGAGGUGUUGCAUGGGCUGUUCAUUCCUCAACUGAAGGGAGAUGGUGCUACUGGCCUGGCAAUUUCACUUCUUGGGGCCAUGGUUAUGCCACACAAUCUCUUCCUUCAUUCAGCUUUGGUCCUAUCAAGAAAAAUACCACGAUCUGUUAAUGGAAUCAAAUUGUUCUCUUGCCUAUGGAUCAAGUGGCAAUGUUUUCCCACCACAGAUGGUGAUAGGCAUCAGAUUGGGAGGAAAAAGAUGGCAACCAGCACAAUGAUCUUACUUUGGUUCCUCAAAAUUCUCCUAAAUGAAGGGCUUUCUUCAUUACAGGAGGCUUGCAGGUUUUAUAUGAUUGAAAGUGGGUUUGCUCUACUGGUAGCUUUUCUUAUCAAUGUAUCAGUCAUAUCAGUGAGUGGUGCAGUUUGCAAUUCCUCAAAUUUAAACCAAGAUGAUCAGCAGAACUGUGAAAACUUGGACUUGAACAAAGCUUCCUUUUUACUGAAGAAUGUUUUAGGCAGUUGGAGUUCAAAGCUUUUUGCAAUUGCUUUGCUAGCCUCAGGUCAAAGUUCUACAAUAACAGGGACAUAUGCUGGGCAGUACGUUAUGCAGGGCUUUCUUGAUUUACGACUGAAGCCAUGGAUUCGCAACUUCUUGACUCGCUGCUUGGCAAUUAUCCCUAGUCUGAUAGUGGCCCUUAUUGGUGGCUCUGCUGGAGCUGGAAAGUUGAUAAUUAUUGCUUCGAGUAAAUCACUUGCAAAGGAUAUGAUCUUCCAUUCAAGUGGUAUGUUGAUAUAUUUGGCAGCAAUUGCAUACUUGGUCUUUCGGAAAAACAAGGAAGCUACACAUCUUCUUGCAUUAACAUUGACUGAAAGUGGACAAAAUGGAAACGAGUUGGGUGGUGGGUCUGUUUAUAAUCCCCCCAGAGAGGAUAUAGUCAGCAUGCAAUUGCCUCAGAGACGGGCCAUGGUAGAUGUUGAGUAA
This is a messenger RNA of Thlaspi arvense, 1476 nucleotides long. The record is from the annotation of a GenBank genome assembly. Lineage: Eukaryota; Viridiplantae; Streptophyta; Magnoliopsida; Brassicales; Brassicaceae.